Phycodurus eques (leafy seadragon) is the source of this 2309-nucleotide messenger RNA. RefSeq names its product cyclin-T2-like. The transcript has 6 exons. Gene Ontology annotation, molecular function: cyclin-dependent protein serine/threonine kinase activator activity. The record is from RefSeq and is a predicted model, not a curated record. The coding region runs from base 55 to 828 and encodes 257 amino acids. Gene Ontology annotation, cellular component: cyclin/CDK positive transcription elongation factor complex; nucleus. Lineage: Eukaryota; Metazoa; Chordata; Actinopteri; Syngnathiformes; Syngnathidae. Gene Ontology annotation, biological process: regulation of transcription by RNA polymerase II; positive regulation of DNA-templated transcription, elongation.
CCCUAGCUCCCUCCGGAUGCUACCCGGCCGCUCGGGCUAUGCUGUGGGAGCGUCAUGGCGGUGCACCGGGGACCCUCAACCAAAUGGCUCUUCACCCGGGACCAGCUUGAAAACACGCCGUCUCGACGCUGCGGGAUCGAGGCCGACAGGGAGCUUUCUUAUCGACAACAAGCUGCCAACCUCAUCCAAGACAUCGGCCAGAGGCUCAACGUCUCUCAACUGAUCAUCAACACCGCUAUAGUGUACAUGCACAGAUUUUAUAUGAUUCACUCGUUCACCAAGUUCCACAGAAAUGUUAUUUCCCAAACAACCUUGUUCCUGGCAGCUAAAGUUGAGGAGCAGCCCCGGAAACUGGAGCACGUCAUUAAAAUAGCUCAUGCCUGCAUAAACCCCCAAGAGUCUGCACUAGACACUAAGAGCAAUGCAUUCCAUCAGCAGUCACAAGAGCUUGUAGCACUGGAAACCAUCGUCCUGCAAACGCUGGGUUUUGAAAUCACUAUAGAUCAUCCACACACUGAUGUUGUGAGGUGCUCCCAGCUGGUACGAGCAAGCAAGGAUUUGGCACAGACUUCCUAUUUCAUGGCUACCAACAGGUUAUUAUCCUGUUCCCAUUAUGGCACUUUAAUGGCACACUAUAGCUUCCUGUCCUGCAGGACCCCUUCCUGUGUCCAUCACCCUGUGUGCAGCUGGACCCUGGAAAUCCAGAACCGGCCAGGCUGCUGUAUGCGGUGUAUUGUACAAGGGCUUUGGCACAGAGGGGUUGAAUGCACAGCGUGGAAUGUAGUGGUGUCUCUUACCUCUCACGGUUGUUUGGUACACAGUGCAUAGGUUAAAAACACUCAGAUGGUAGCCUGAGUAGAGUUUAGUAUAGCCUUGUUUUUGUUGUUUUGGUUUUUUUUAAACACCCCAAAUUAACCAACAUAUACCCACCAAACUACACUGCAAACUGAAUGUGGCUUCCAUAGGGGGCAUGAGAGUCUUGGAGGACCCUUCAUGUCCUCAGUUUUGUUCUUUAAAGCAGUUCCAAGAUGGCGACGUGAGACAGAUUUUAUGGUGCACACACAAAAUGAAUGUUUUUUGUAGGGAGUCACUCCUCACAAAUGUCAACACGGACUUAGUUUCCAUUUUAGGACAUUCAGUAAAAGACUAAAAGAUCUGAUGUCCCUUUUCUCCAUUUUUGUAUUAUUGUAGUCAAUUAGGGGGUGCUUGACUCCUAAACUAUGAUAUUACCUGAUGUAAAUGCUCCGUGCCAAGCCCAAGCAGAAGGUUAGCUCUGGCACAAGUACACCCACCGGCGUCCGACCGUCUCAAAAGAAUGUGCGUCUUGCUCCUGCACAUCAAAUUAGUGAUGAUAAUAACCACCACCUUGAAUCACAUAUAUAACGACACCGACUGUGCGUACGGACAAAUUUGUGCUUAAAUCGUACACAAUAUUUGACACACAAAUCUGUGAUUCAUCAGUGUUCUUCUGUGAAUUUAUUCUUACUCUGCGAACAAAUUUAGAACCUCCUCAGACUCUGCCUACGCACGGUGGUGAGAAGAAAAUUGGCCGGUGGAGACGUGUCAUGAAUGUGAUGGUGAUUUUGCAUAUACACUGAAAUUGUGCGCAGAAUAAGAACAUUUCUCCACAUCCAAUAGUGAAUGAGGCCCAUUGUGACUUCCCAAUCAUAUAAGGUGUGAGUGAGUCCCGGGUCAAGUUCCCAAUUCGAGGCUUUCCCCAUGCUUUGCUGACAGGAAGUUUGCAGUGGAGUAUAGGAGUGUGGGUGUAGGAGUUGUCCUGUAAGAGGCUUCAUUUCCAUUGUUUCUCAGCCUCACAUUCCACAUGGCCUCUUACUGGUCACUUAAAGAAUGAACUGACUGAGAAACAACAUUUUUAACAUUGAAGGCCACCCCCAUUUUUUGAAUAUCAUAAUUUAAGUCAAAAUCUUAGUGUUGAGGUGAGGCCUUGUGUAUGUGAUGUAGACUGAUUGACCUGUGCAUUCCAGCUGAAGCCAUUUUUCCAUCAAACAGUACAGUUUAGUUUUCCCCAUUAUUAAAAGUUGUGGAUAUUUCCAACCUGUGCCCGCAGGCUUUUGUCAGGAUACUAAACUUGUUCACUUCUUUUUGAUUGGCGUACACACACACACCCUGUGAGUUAGACAAGCCUGUACUGUGUAGACCAAACUGAAGCGUUCUGCUUUGGUGGAAACAUGUCGUGCUAUGAUUGAAGGCGUCGUCUUUUAAAAGCAUUUAGCUGACCUUUGUCUUUUGUCCCGUUGUCGUCCUCUUCCCCGACAGUUUGCACCUCACCACGUUCUGCCUGCAGUAUC